Paramecium primaurelia is the source of this 2462-nucleotide messenger RNA. Lineage: Eukaryota; Ciliophora; Oligohymenophorea; Peniculida; Parameciidae. The record is from the annotation of a GenBank genome assembly.
AAAUCAUGUAUAAGGAUGUAAUUGAUAAAGACAUAUGCUUUUUUAAAUGUGAUCAAUCUAUGCUAUCUAUGUAUAAAAUGUUUCAUAAUCGAAAAAGUGGAAUCCAUUAUUUAUAUGAUGAUGAUGAAUUCCCUUCUAAAUAUAAAAAGUAUGUGAACCAAAGUUUUCAAUUUUGCAAAUCAAAAAUUUUAGUAAAAUCAAAACUUAUAAUAACAAAUAGGGAUUUAAAAUAUGUUAAUAUUUCGAAGGGAAAAAAUAAGGGGAAUGUAAUAUAGUUUACAACAAUAUGAAAAUGUAAAUUCAAUUGUAAAUUUUAGAGGAGGAGGUGAAUUCAAUUAAAAUGGAUGUAAAUAAGGGUUUUGGACAAAAUUCUACAAGUAUUUAACACCGUAUUGAUUAUUUUAAAUUAAAGUCAAAUUUAUAUAAUUUACUAAGGCGAAUAUAACAAUGGGUAAAAAAUUAAUAAAUGGAAUUAUGAAUGGAUUGAACCUUUAACUAGAAAUUGUAAAAUAAUGUAAUUAAAUCAUUCUAAUAUUUUAGAGGAGGUGGAAUCUAUGAUCAAUACGAAAAAAAAUAAGGGGAAUGGACAGAUUUAAGCAAUAAUUUUAAAUAGUAAAAUUGAGUAUUUUAUUCAUAGAGAUUUUUAAGUUAUUUUUACAGGAUAAUAUAGAAAUGGAAUAAAAUAAGGUUAGUGGAAUACAUUAUUUAGAAGAAAUUAAAAAACAAGGUUUAAGAUAGUGUAUGAGUUGAUUUAUUUAAUCAUUUAGUUGCGGAGGUCUUUAUGAUGAAGAAUAAGUAAAAUAAGGUUAAUGGACUGAACUAUCUAGCUAUUUUUCAGAGUUUAUUUUAAAAUAAUAUUAGUAGAAAAUGUAAAAUUUUUUGGUGUGGAGAGUAUAAAGGAGGAAAGAAGCAGGGAAAAUGGACAAUAAAAUAAUUUGAGGAAGAUUAAUUUGAGAAAUUAACUUAGAUCAUGUAUAAAUAAUAGACAUAUAAAGAGGAGGAGGUGAGUACGAUAUAAACAGCUUUAAAAUUGGUAUUUGGACCGAGCUGCAUGAUAAUUAUAAUGAGUAAUCCUCUUUUAUUUUCAGGAAUUGUUAAGCAUUGAAUGAAGGAUAAUAUCAUAAUGGAAAAAAAAUAAACAAAUGGAUAAUUAAAUAUAGAUACUCCGAUAGAGAAUCAUUCCAGAUUAUAGGAGGAGGAGUUUAUGAUGAAAAAGGAAGAAAAUAAGGCAAAUGGGAAGAAUUGGCAAAAAAUUUUUGCGAGUAAAUUUUAUUUAAUACUAUAAGUUCCUGCCAAUUAAUUCGUUUUGCAAAUUAUUAAUCAGAUAUAAUAUAGGGUUAACAUAUGAUAAAAUUGAGAAAGAUCAGUGGCUCUAAUUUGUAAUUAGAAGACUUGUAAUUUAAAAAAUUAUAAUAUAAAGAGAAAUAGGUGAGUUUAAAUUAGGAAAGAAAGAAGGGAAUUGGAUAGAAAUAGCUGAUAACUUCAAAUAGUAUUUAAAAAAUAUAAAAGAUAUUCUUAAAUACUUUAUAAAGGGUUGUACAAUAAAGGGAUUAAGGAAGGAAUAUGGUAAAUAUAAUUUAGGGAAUAAUCCAAUUAGAAGUUUAAUGAUAUGUAAUAAUAUUUAUUUCUAAGAUAAGUGGGGGUGGCCUUUAUGAAAAAGGAAGAAAAGUAUAAUCAUGGAUUGAUAUUGAUGAUGAAUUUAGCAGGUUUAGAUUUUUAAAUAUUUAGAACUCGUUAAUUAAUAUAUAAUGUAGACUAUUAAGAAGGAAAAAAGAUUAAUUUUUGUGAGAUAAAAUAUAGAGGGCUUUAAGAGAAUGAGUUUGAAAGAAUGUAUAAAAUUUAUAUAAAAAAAAGAGGGUAAGGGGAAUAUGAUGGAAAUGGUAUGAAAGAUAAAGAAUGGGUGUAACCAAAUGAAAACUUUUGGAGGUAUUUAUUAAAAAUGAGAAGUUUUAAUUUAUCAAUAGAUCAUGGACAAUACAGAAAUGGGGUUAAAAUAAAAUAAUGGUAAAUUAUUAGAGAUACAAACUUAAUUAUGUAUUUGAUUUAAAAAAAUAAAAAGUGAAUAAGGCGAUUAUAAUUAAGAUGGCCAUAAACACGGAAUUUGGGUAGAAUUUGAUGAUAGAGGAUAUAAGUAAAAAUAUAUUUUUAUUAGUGAGAAAUCUUAUAGCGAAUUGGUAAGGAACUUAUGAUCAAGGAAAGAAGACAGGAGAAUGGAUAUGGGAAAUAUUUCAAAAACACAUUAAUUCUUGGAAAUCUGUGUAAGUUAUUUCAAAUUCAAGCAUUUUAGAGGAAAUUUUCAUUAUGAUGAUGAAGAAAUGAGGAAUGGUAUAUGUACUGAAAUAGAUUAAAAUUACCUUUUGUAAAUAGUUAUCUAUAGUUUUAGGAACCAUUUUACAUAUAUUGGAACGUAUUCUAAUGGAAGAAAAGUUGGAAAGUUUAAGGAGAAAUUAAAUAAAAUUUGA